Messenger RNA from Humulus lupulus (European hop), 3027 nucleotides. RefSeq lists its product as uncharacterized. Gene Ontology annotation, molecular function: catalytic activity. The record is from RefSeq and is a predicted model, not a curated record. The transcript has 3 exons. Bases 1 to 3027 code for a protein of 1008 amino acids. Lineage: Eukaryota; Viridiplantae; Streptophyta; Magnoliopsida; Rosales; Cannabaceae.
AUGAGUUGGAACGUUAGAGGACUGAAUAAGUUGAAUAAACAGAAGAUGGUUAUGGAAGUUUGUCGGAUGAAUAAAGUUGGGAUUGUGACUCUCCUUGAAACAAAAAUCAAGGGAGCUAAAAUUAAAGAAAUUAUGAGUUCUACUUUUUUUGGUUGGGAUUUUUACAGUAGUGAGGCUGUGGAAGGUCGUAUUCUAGUGAUUUGGAGAUCUAAUUUGGUGCAGCUUGCAGUGUUGCAAGAGAGCGACCAAUUCUUACACUGUCAAGUGAGAUUUUCUAAUAAAACAGAUUUAUGUCUUACUUUUGUUUAUGGCUCUAAUAGCUUGGAGAUUAGGAAAAUUUUAUGGAAUGACUUAUCUCAGUUGAUUUGUCCUAGUAAAGCUUGGAUGAUUCUUGGGGAUUUUAAUGUCGUGUUUACUCUGAAAGACAGGUUGGGGGGCAGGCCAAUCACUGUGAAAGAAAUGGAUGAUGCUAGGCAAUGGUAUGAUCUUGGUUUGGUUGAAGAAAUGAAGAUUAUGGGUCCUUUCUAUACCUGGUCUAAUAAUCAAGAAGGAGAAUCUCGCAUCUUUUCCAAGUUGGACAGAGUUUUCAUUAACGAUACUUGGCUGGAACAGUUCCCUUCAGUCACGGCUUAUUCUCAAUGGGAGAUUGGUUCAGACCAUUCUUUAAUCCUGAUAAAGCAUAUGCCUGCUCUACGAGUUGGGGUGCAACCUUUUCGAUUUUAUAAUAUGUGGAUCACUCACCCUCAGUUUAGAAUUAAAGUUCUAUCUAGCUGGAAGCAAUCUUUAAGAUUCAAGGGUAGAGGUCUAGAUCAAAUCUGCUGGAAACUCACCCGGCUGAAGCAUAUAUUGAAAAAGUUUAAUUGGAAGGCAAUGGGGGAUGUAGCUUGUAACUAUGAGAGGAGUAAACAUUUAAGGAAAAGGAAGUUAGCUAACCGAAUAGUCUCUUUUGUUACUGCUGAAGGACAGAUUGUAGAUGAUUAUGAUAAAGUUACAGCUCACUUUCUGCAGCACUUUAAAAGUUUUUUGGGUACUCCCAGUCAUGCUACAGGGGUUAUUGAUAUUCAAGCUAUAAGGUUUGGCUCAGUUUUGAACAGUGAUGCCCAGCUGAAUUUGAUAAAGCCUUUCACUGUUAAAGAGGUUAAAGCUACGAUGUUUAGUAUCCAUUCUCUUAAAAGCCCGGGUCCGGAUGGUUAUGGAGCAGGUUUUCUUAAAGCUUUAUGGAAGGAUAUUGGUAAGGAAAUUGCUUUGGCUGUUCUGGAAUUCUUUGAGACAUCUAGUAUUCCUCAGCCAUUAAAUAAUACUCUGUUAUCUUUAAUCCCGAAAGUGACCCAACCAAUGACUGCUUCUGAUUUUAGGCCUAUUGCUUGCUGCAACACUAUAUAUAAAUGUAUAUCUAAAAUGUUGUGCAAUAGGCUUAAUCUUGUUGUGCCUUUGUUGAUAAACCAGAAUCAGGGGGCCUUUGUUAAAAAUCAUUUUCUAGCCCAUAAUGUGCUUAUACUUCAAGACUUGCUUAAAGAUUAUAACAGGAAGAAUUGUUCCCCUAGGUAUCUUAUGAAGAUUGAUAUAAGCAAGGCUUAUGACUCAAUUGACUGGGAUUUUUUGGAGAAUCUUCUAAAUGCUUUUUGCUUUCCGAAGAGGUUUAUAAGAUGGAUCAUGGCUUCUAAGGAAAAAGAGUUCAAAUUUCACCCCUUAUGUAAAUCCUUAAAUCUGGUCAGCCUCUAUUUUGCCGAUGAUCUCCUUCUAUUUUCCAAGGCUACCCCGAAUUCAAUCAAAAUAUUGCAGCAAGUGUUCACAGAUUUUACAAAGGCAUCGGGGCUGUCUAUUAAUCAUAGCAAGUCUAAAAUCUUUGUUGGUGGUAUUUCUGCUGGGGACAAACAAUCUUUGCUUCAGAUUUCUAACCUGUCUGAAGGGCAAUUCCCUCUGAACUACUUAGGUGUUCCUUUGAGACCUACAAAAUGGAGAGCCAUUGAUUGUGAAAUUAUCAUUGAUAAAAUGAGAUCUCGGCUGUCUGGUUGGGCUAAUUGCCAUCUUUCCUAUGUUGGUCGGGUUCAACUCAUUAACUCAGUUUUGAUGGGGAUUCGAGCUUAUUGGAUGCAUAUCUUUUUGUUACCUCAGAAAGUAGUCAAAGCGAUAGACUGUCUUUGUAGAAAGUUCCUUUGGGGUGAGAAGAAUAACAGAAGUAAAUUUCACAGGGUCUCUUGGGAUCUUGUUUGUAAACCGAAAUGCUGUGGUGGUUUGGGUUUCAAAGAUAGUGCUUCUUGGAACAAGUUAAUGUUGGCUAAGUUUAUUUGGGCUGUUUCUUCCAAGCAGGAUAUGCUUUGGGUUAAAUGGAUCAACUGCAUUUAUCUCAAAGGAUCUUCAAUUUGGGAUUAUCUUUUGAAGCAUGAUACUAGUUGGUAUUGGAGGAAAAUAGUUAACUUCUGUCAAUUUUUGUCAAAAUCUGUGUUGGAGACUGCUGUGAGGAAUGGUAAGCUUCAGCUGGGCAGACUAUAUUCAGUGGUCUUUCCUAGCUCCCUGGUGCACUAUGACAAGACUGUUUGGUGUAGGCUCUCGGCUCCUAAACAUCAAUUUAUCCUCUGGCUUGCAGUGAAUCAGAAAUUGCCUACUAGAGAUUGGCUAAAUUACUGUCAUAUUCCUCUUACUUCCUUGAACUGUCCAGUUUGUUUUCAAGCAGAGGAAAGCCAUUCCCAUCUGUUUUUCGAUUGUAUUUUCUCCAGGAAAGUGAUUCAUUCAGUCCAAGAAUGGCUGAGAGGGUUUGCUUGGCCAGUUCAAUUCCAGAACUGGAUUACUUGGCUGUCCUUGCCUCAGUCUAGCUGGUUUUCGAAGGUGAUCACUGCAGCUUGUGCUGCCUCUGUCUACCUCAUUUGGAUGAAUAGAAAUAAGUGUUGGAUUGAGAAAAGUUGCAUCCCGGUGCAUAGGAUUGAUCAACUGAUUCGUUUUUCUAUUAAAGUAAGAAUUAUGAAUUUAGUUGGUUGUAAUUGUUCUCCCAGAGAAAAACAAAUGCUGCAUUUUGUUAGUUUACUGUAA